Oncorhynchus masou masou (cherry salmon) is the source of this 4763-nucleotide messenger RNA. Its product is annotated as complement C1q tumor necrosis factor-related protein 1-like. Gene Ontology annotation, molecular function: protein binding. The transcript has 5 exons. The record is from RefSeq and is a predicted model, not a curated record. Lineage: Eukaryota; Metazoa; Chordata; Actinopteri; Salmoniformes; Salmonidae. Bases 303 to 1229 code for a protein of 308 amino acids.
UUUCCGCAGGCAGCAGGCAGGCAGUAGUGUUCAGUGUUUGGGAGAGAGUUGGAGGUGGAUGACUCUCACACACUGACUGGCUGCAGAGAUCUGAGGAAGACCAACUGGGAUAAAACCAGGAUAAACUAAAGCUAACGGUGGGAUAGACGUGGGCUAGACCAGGCUAGACCAGGCUACAACCAAGUCAAAGAAACAAGCAGGAUCUUAUCCAUAUAGCCUGAGGGUUGUGGAUCUACAACCACAGAAGAGUCAAUAUGCAGGAAGACAGACACACCCUCACACGCAGUUAUGAAGACAUGUAGAUGAAAGUGGGUGGUGGGCCUCCACCCUCUUCCUUGUGUGCGUGGGUGGUGCUGCUUAUUUUGGUGGAGUCAGGUGAACCCUACCGGACCCCAUACGACCAGGAACAAGGCAAGAACAGAGACAGGGACAGAGAGAGGACAGACUCCAGGCCAGACACCAGGACAGACACUAGGGACUACCACAGAGAUGCCAGGCCAGACAUCAGGCCAGACACCUGGGACUACCACAGAGAUGCCAGCGAGGUGAUGGGUAAAGAGUGUCAGCGGUGCUGUGACCCUGGAGAGGAGGUCCGUACUCAGUCUGCCAACCCCCAGUACCCACAACACUACCCACAGUACCAGGCGGUGCCACAGAUCAACAUAACCAUCCUCAAAGGUGAGAAGGGGGACAGCGGCCAGCGAGGGCCCUACGGUAAAUCUGGCAAGUCCGGCCAGUCCGGCCCUCGUGGGCCCAACGGCAUCAAGGGCACCAAGGGGAGCAUAGGGACCCCGGGUGACCCCAGCAAGGUCCAGUACGCUGCCUUCUCCGUGGGCCGCAAGAAGGCCAUCCACUCCAACGACUACUACCAGACCUUAGUGUUUGACACUGAGCUCGUCAACCUCUACGGACACUUCAACAUGUUCACCGGCAAGUUCUACUGCUACGUGCCGGGAAUCUACUACUUCAGCCUGAACGUGCACACGUGGAACCAGAAGGAGACGUACGUGCACGUGAUGCAUAACGAGAGAGAGGUGGUGAUCCUGUACGCCCAGUCCAGUGACCGGAGCAUCAUGCAGAGCCAGAGCCUGAUGUUAGAGCUGGAGAGAGAGGACCAGGUGUGGGUCCGGAUGUUCAAAGGAGAAAGGGAGAAUGGCAUCUUCAGCGAUGCCUUUGAUACCUACAUCACCUUCAAUGGACACCUUAUCAAGCCCAAGAGCGAGGGGUAGGGGGAAGGGGUCGGUUUGGGGUUGUGUCCCAAAUGGCACCCUAUUAGCUGUAUAGUCCACUACAUAGGGAACGGGAUACCACUUGGGACGCAUUCUAGGGGGGUUGUGGGCUUGUAUGAUGGGCCAGUGUGACGCGAGAAGGAGACCAAAAUUUGAAGAAGAUUGGUUCCCAGUUCAUGGAAGAAUAUCUUAACUUUCUUUUUGUGUCUUUUUAUGUGUGUUAUUAUUGUAUUUUAAUCCAGAUAUCAAGAGAGACAUUGACUUACUUUGAGAAGUAAACCAAAAGCCACUUGUUAAUUUGACAAAAACAUGUUGCACGCACAGCCUGAUGAAGAUUGAUGAUCGUUUGGAGGUUGUGUCAGGAAACAGCCAAACAGAAUCAAUUCAAGAUGGCCACAGUUCAAGAUGGCCACAACAACCCAUAGCACACGGGAAGUAGUGGUGCUUGAGGGUUCUGCAGCACCCCCUGAAAAAUAAAACAAUAUAAUAUUAAUAAAAUAAAAUAAAAAAUAGAAUUACACCGCCCCACCAGAUGAGCGCUCUAGGCCUCUCCUGUAUGAGAGGGGAAAAAUAAUCCUCUGAGUAGGCACGUCCCAAGGAGCCCACUCACCAUGUUAAAAAAAUAACGGUGCACUAAAUACGGAAUACCGGUACGGUGCUAUUUGGGACAGGAUAGCAGGGAUAGCAGGGCCUUUAUGAAUCAUGUAUGUUGUGUGAUGCAAAGUAUUAUGAUUAGUUUCAACUUUGCACCCAGAUAAACUGUAUGUUAUGUUAAGAGUAUUCCUCUGUCACGGUUGUCGUAACGACGAGACCAAGGCACAGCUUGAUUGGAAUACAUUCUUCUUUUAUUAAAACAAAGAACAAACAAACAACCAACCAACCAACCAAACAGAACAGAACAGAUAAUCUCGUGCUAACAUGCAACUACACAUAAACAAUAACCCACAAAAUACCCAAGGACUAUGGCUACAUAAAUAUGGUCCCCAAUCAGAGACAACGAUAAACAGCUGCCUCUGAUUGGGAACCAAUCUAGGCAACCAUAGACAUAUAAACACCUAGAUAUACAAAAACCCAUGAUAUACAAAAACCCCUAGACAUACAAAAACCCCUAGACGAUACUAAAACUACACUUACCACCCUCGUCACACACUGACCUAACCAAAAUAAUAAAGAAAACAAAGAUAACUAAGGUCAGGGCGUGACAUCAUAUCUUUCAGAUGUAGAGACAGAUCAUAUUUGUAACUAGACUAGAUAAAGUAACAGGACCUGGACUAGAUAAAGUAACAGGACCUAGACUAGAUAAAGUAACAGGACCUAGACUAGACAAAGCAACAGGACCUGGACUAGACAAAGCAACAGGACCUGGACUAGACAAAGCAACAGGACCUGGACUAGACAAAGCAACAGGACCUGGACUAGACAAAGCAACAGGACCUGGACUAGACAAAGCAACAGGACCUGGACUAGAUAAAGCAACAGAACCUGGACUAGAUAAAGCAACAGGACCUGGACUAGAUAAAGUAACAGAACCUAGACUAGAUAAAGCAACAGGUGCUUAAAUGGACUUCAUAUGAACUAGACAAAGCAUGGCAUAUCUGUACAUUCACUCACAUAGUUGCAUUCUGGUUGUUUGGUGACUGUGGACAUUCAAACCAUGUAAGAAAACUGUAUCUGUAGAUUUAGGUUAUUGCACUAGGGUGGGGUUCUCCUUCUUUGAAAUAUGAAAUGAAAAACCCAGGACUAAUAUUGACAAUGUAUGCAUUCCAAAUGGCACCCUAUUCCUUGGACAGUGCGCUACUUCUGACCAGAGCUCUAUGGGCCGUGGUACAAAGUAGUGCAUGACAUAGGGAACAGGGUGUCAUUUAGGGCGCAGGCAUUAUUCUUUCAUUGUGAAUGUAACCAUGUAUAAUACAACAAUAGGACCAGCUGUACUGAACGCGAGCUGCAAAAUCCAACACAUACAGUAAUUACACAUGGAGUUUUUACUUUUUAAAUGGUGUUGUUUGGAUAACAGAAAAAAUCCAUACAGUAUAUAUUGUAUUGUAUUGUAUUUUGCAAAGUGUUUGAAAUAUAAUGAUGUGCUUUUUAUUAUUGUUAAAUAUUAUAAUGUCAAGUGUAACAUCAGUGGUGAAAAAAAUAUAUACCAAAAUCAAAAAAUAUAUAUAUAUUUUUGUUUUUGCCACGAUCCAGUAUUCACUUUCCAUGAAACCUCAAGACAUUUAGUAUGUCAAGGAUGGUUUCCCAAUAUUUUGUUUAUACAAGUUGAUGACAGCCAAUCAGAUGAAGAAGUCCCUAAAGCUCAGUAUUAGCCUCCAAGGCCAGGGCCCCAUUCCAGACCAAACCCUCAUACCCUAUCCAUGGGUCCUAGUUGGGCCUGGUUCCAAAACCAAACCCUCACACCCUAUCCACGGGUCCUAGUUGGACCUUGUUCCAAAACUAAACCCUCACACCCUAUCCAUGGGUCCUAGUUGGGCCUUGUUCCAAAACCAAACCCUCACACCCUAUCCACGGGUCCUACUCCCAAUGGGGAGCCAGGCCUAUCCAUGGGUCCUAGUUGGGCCUUGUUCCAAAACCGAACCCUCACACCCUAUCCACGGGUCCUACUCCCAAUGGGGAGCCAGGCCCAGCUGAUCAGAAUGAGUUUUUCCCUAUAAAAGGGCUUUAUUUCAGACAGAUGAUCCCGCGGGUGACGACGCCAGAUGUGGAAGUCUUGGGUUGACAUGGUGACACAUGGUCUGCGGUUGAGAGGCUGGUGGGAUAUACUGCCAAAUUCUCUAAAAGGAUACUUGUCGGCGGCUUUUGUUAGAGAACUGAACAUGAAAUCUCUGGCAACAGCUCUGGCGGACAUUCCUGCAGUCAGCAUGCUCCCUCAAAACUUGAGACAUCUGCAGCAUUGUGCUGUGUGACAAAACUGCACAUUUAAGAGUGGCCUUUUAUUGUCCCCAGCACAAGGUGCACUUGUGUAAUGAUCAUGCUGAUUAAUCAUCUUCUUGAUAUGCCACACCUCAGGAGGAUGGAUUAUCUUGACAAAUAAUAAAAAAGUUCACUAAACAGGGAUGUAAACAAACUUGUUUAUAAAUGUUUAUAUUUUUGUUCAGUAUAAGUGAAACUCCAGGGGUUUUUCCCCAAUCACAUGUCCUGACUAGAAAAAACUUUCCUAAUUAAUUACUUAUUUUUCUGGACAGGUAACAGGGUCCAGACAAAGUCUUCCAACCCUUUUCGAUGAGCUAAAAUGGAAGUAAAACAGGAUGUGGACAGGAGGGCCAGGAAAUACUUACCCAAGACCAGAAAUGACAGGAAACUGUUUUAGUGCCUGCAGAUGUACAUAUUUGACAUACUGUCAGUGAAAGCUGUCGACUGUGUACUUUCUUUUAAUUUAACCUUUUAUUCAUUCAGGCUAGUCAAUUAAGAACAAAAUCUUAUUUACAAUGACGACCUGGCAGCCACUACAGUAUGGAUUGUUUGAAAAGUAGUUUUGAUAUAUAAAGAUUAAGCUGAGCAUGUAUAAGGUUCAUAUUCAUUAAAAAUACAACA